Molecule: messenger RNA, 420 nt
Organism: Trichosporon asahii var. asahii CBS 2479
Lineage: Eukaryota; Fungi; Basidiomycota; Tremellomycetes; Trichosporonales; Trichosporonaceae
Exons: 2
Coding region: 1-420 (139 amino acids)
Source: RefSeq, a predicted model, not a curated record
AUGGUAACCACCCGAAGUAGAACCGGGAACUCGAGUACGAAGAAGUCUGGGGCUGCGACCUCGUCUAAGGCGAAGUCUGGGGCCGGAAGGGCCGCAGCGCAACUGAAGAGGGCCACGCGUUCGAAGAAGAGUCAACCCACGUCAACGAAAGAGACGCAGCAGUCGAAGAUCGGGAAGAACUGGAAGUGGCAACACAGCGCUGAGAAGAAGCUUCCUAAGAAGGACUGGUCUAAGGAAACCGACAUCGAAGUUCUGCGAGCUAAAGUCAUCGAGCUGGAGGCUAUUGUGCUCGAAAGGAACCAGAUGAUCAAGUAUAUGGAGAAGGACAAUCAACGCUACGACGCCGGAUAUAGGCCGUGGGAGGAGUGGUACGGCGACGAGGAAGAUUGCCCUCCUGAUUCGGACGAUUGGUCGGACUAG